Messenger RNA from Oncorhynchus kisutch (coho salmon), 1052 nucleotides. RefSeq names its product heat shock factor-binding protein 1-like. Gene Ontology annotation, biological process: cellular heat acclimation. Gene Ontology annotation, cellular component: nucleus; cytosol. The record is from RefSeq and is a predicted model, not a curated record. Gene Ontology annotation, molecular function: transcription corepressor activity. The transcript has 4 exons. NCBI's taxonomy places the organism in Eukaryota, Metazoa, Chordata, Actinopteri, Salmoniformes, Salmonidae. Bases 130 to 366 code for a protein of 78 amino acids.
CAACCCAGGCCAGUGUAAAAUAAUUCCCUCAAUCAUUCAAGGUUGUUUCGCUUCGACUGCAGAGAAGGAAGAAGACGUCUCGGACGAACCAGUGGUUUAUAAGUACAGCAGCGCCACGAAUUUAGUGUAAUGUCAGAGAUCCAGGAUCCGAAAUCUGUACAGGACCUGACUGGGGUGGUCCAGACAUUGCUGCAGCAGAUGCAGGAUAAAUUCCAGACCAUGUCAGACCAGAUCAUUGGAAGAAUCGAUGAGAUGAGUGGCCGCAUCGAUGACCUGGAGAAGAACAUUGGUGACCUGAUGACCCAGGCUGGCGUGGAGGAGAUGGAGGCGGAGAACAAGGUCAAGGAGGAACAGGGCUCUGCUUAAAAGGUUUCCAUGUAACAGGAUGGUGGAGACUAAAUGGGAAACAGACCAUUUUUCAGGAGUAUUGUAUAUUUAAGUUUUUUGUGUUUUAAUUAUUAGUAUUUGAAUUUACUGUGUAUGUAACAUGUUUUAUAUUAACUCUUGUAAUAAUGUUCACUCUUGACUUUUUUUAUUUUUAUUUUUUUGAAUUGAUAUUUAACUUAACUUGAGACACUAUCCUGAAUAAUGGCUCACUCAGGUGACUCGGGCUCACUCAGGUGACUCGGGCUCCCUCGGGUGACUCGGGCUCCCUCGGGUGACUCGGGCUCCCUCGGGUGACUCGGGCUCCCUCGGGUGACUCGGGCUCCCUCGGGUGACUCGGGCUCACUCGGGUGACUCGGGCUCACUCGGGUGACUCGGGCUCACUCGGGUGACUCGGGCUCACUCGGGUGACUCGGGCUCACUCGGGUGACUCGGGCUCACUCGGGUGACUCGGGCUCACUCAGGUGACUCGGGCUCACUCAGGUGACUCGGGCUCACUCAGGUGACUCGCUGGGCCAGUAACUGAUUAUGUCAACUAGCCAAUUGAACAUUUUGAACAAUAUUUCAACACAAAACAUUUACUGUUAUUCGAAUGUUCUAAAAACAUGUUGUGUGUUAAGAUUUCUUUACUUUCAGUCUUUUUCACAAUAAACCAGGGCUUGCAUACA